Messenger RNA from Lodderomyces orthopsilosis Co 90-125, 2562 nucleotides. RefSeq names its product phosphatidylethanolamine N-methyltransferase (gene CHO2). The record is from RefSeq and is a predicted model, not a curated record. Gene Ontology annotation, molecular function: oxidoreductase activity, acting on the CH-CH group of donors; phosphatidylethanolamine N-methyltransferase activity. The transcript has a single exon. Lineage: Eukaryota; Fungi; Ascomycota; Pichiomycetes; Serinales; Debaryomycetaceae. The coding region runs from base 1 to 2562 and encodes 853 amino acids. Gene Ontology annotation, biological process: phosphatidylcholine biosynthetic process.
AUGUCAGUCCAAACAGAGGUCAACAAUAUUCCAAUGGAAGAAAAACGAGAGGACUAUGUGCUGUCCACUAAUGGUCCGAAGGGUAUCACAUUUUCUGGUGAGACUUUUGUUGUCCCAGAAACUCAUGAUAUGGUAAAGACAUUAUUUGAUCCAUCAAUACACAAAUCUAAUUUAGAAUUGGUAAUUUUGGGAUGCUUGUGUGCUAACAUGCUUGUGUUUUUAAUACCGCUGAAUCAAGUGCGAAUUGGAGUAUUCAUUGGGCUCUACAUUUUUUGGAGAUUGUCUUAUAAUUUUGGUAUUGGUUGGUUAUUACAACAACAAUCGAACCAUAACAGAUUAGUAUCUUGGGCUAGAGAUGGUAAGUUUUUUGAUACCAAGAAUAACCUGUUUUGGGCUAAAUUAGUUCAAAAUGAAGUUAAAUCGCAACGAGGUAAAGAUUAUGUUAUCUCAUCAUUACCCAUUGAAUUCAACACUUGGCUUGUGUUUAGAAAAUUUGUUGAUUUGAUCUUGAUGUCAGACUUUGUUACUUUUUGUUGUGUUGUUUACACUUGCUCAGUGGCCAAUGCCAAUGAGUUUUCAAACACUUGGACGGUUUAUUUGAGAAUACUUGUUGGGUUCAGUUUGAUUUUGUUCAAUUUAUGGGUCAAAGUUAAUGCCCAUAAUACAAUUAAAGACUAUGCUUGGUAUUGGGGUGAUUUCUUUUUCAGACAAAUUAAUAAUGAAGAAUUGAUUUUUGAUGGUGUCUUUGAAAUGGUACCACAUCCAAUGUAUUCAGUUGGAUAUGUUGGAUAUUAUGGAUUCGCUUUGAUUGCUAAAUCAUAUACGGUGUUGGCAAUUGCAAUCUUUGGCCAUUUCUUACAAAUGAUUUUUCUUCAUUAUAUUGAAAACCCUCAUAUCGAUAAGAUCUAUGGUCCUUCUAAGAAUGAAAUUAACUUAAUCAAGAUUUUAAAGUUGAAAGACUUGAAACAUUUUGAAAAUAUGCCACCAUUGGUUGGUUUCUAUAACUUUAAUUGGAUGAGAGCAAGUGAUGUUUUGAAUUUGAUUUUGAUUUUUACUUAUGGGGUUAUUAUUCCAUUAUUGUCCAAGAAUUCAUACAAGUUGUUUUUCGCCUUGACUGUGGGAACAAAGUUGUUUGAAAGUUUCUUUAUCAAUACGUUGUUGAUUUUGCAAAGUUAUUUCAAAUAUUUCACCAAAUGGUGUCUUUCAAAUGAUAUCCCGGUUGAUAAAUCGCUAAACAAUUGGGCAAUUUUGUACAACUCGUUGAUUAAUUUGACCUACUCAUCCUUAUUUGGUAUGAAUUUGGCACAUGUUUUACAAGGAACAACCGAAGUACUUUUCCAUCAUUUGUUUUAUUUGAGAGUAUUUGUUGGUUGUUUAUUGAUUGUGACCCAAACUUGGAUUAAUGCAUCCAUUAUUGAUCUGAUUGGAUACUUUGGCUACUUCUAUGGUGAUUUCUUCAUUCCUAAAUCGCAGCAUUUAACCAAAGCCGGUGUCUAUCGUUAUUUGAACAAUCCAGAACAAAUCUUUGGUGUUUGUGGAGUUAUGGGUGUUUUCAUUAUAUGGCCAACUUAUGAAAAUAUUGUAUGUUGUAUUUUAUGGGUUGCCAACAACUUUAUCCGUAUUAAUUUCAUUGAAAAGGCUCACAUGCUUAGGGUAUACGGUGAGCAAGAAGUGAAUCAGGACUCAGGUGUCACGAAAACAUUUAAGAAACAUUUGAUCCCCGACGUAAUUCAAAGAAGAAUCAGUAAUGAUGAGCCAAUGAGAAGAAGAAGAAGUAAUCCUGGAUUAGGUAUUGCGGAAUCAUUUGAAAAUUUCAUCAAGGAUUUACAAAAUUCCAAAGUUAAGUUAUCAAAGCAAAAAUUGAUUGAAUUAUCACAAAACUUGUCGUUUGCCAAUUCAGAUUAUAAAUUGACUCUUCCAGGACUAAAUGUUGACCAAGCAGCAAAUUCGAAAUAUAUCACCAUUGGGUCUCCAAUUAAAGUCAAUUGGCAAUCUCCUGCAGCUACUCACUCUCCGAAAGAUUGGAUUGGUUUAUACAAGAUUCUGCAAACUACUUAUUCAAGAAACAAAACUUUACUUUCAUCAUCAGGUAGAUGGACCAAUUGUGAAACUGCCAAUGGUUCAUUCACAUUCGUUAAAGACAAAUUGUUUUGGGAACAAGGUGUUUAUGAAGUAAGAUAUCAUUUAGAUGGUGGACAUGAUGUCGCCUAUAUUUCUGAGCCAUUUGAAAUUAAAUCCAAACAUAUUGAUGUGCCUAAUGAGGAAUCCUUAUUAGAUGAAUUUGCUAUGGAGUUGAAGACGGAAAUAUUUGAUAAAGUAUUUGACAUUGAUUCGAAUGAUACUUCAAUACAAUCGAUAGCUACACAACUGGAUACUAAUGUUUUGGAAUUGUACAAUUUAUUAAGUACAAUUGUAUCGCAAGCAACAAAUAUUCGCAUAAGUUCCAAGAUAUUCCUUAAUCAUGAUAAUAUUUCCAUUAAGGAUGUGGCUAAGAAAUUGUAUGAUAUUAAUCAAAUUCUAAACGAUUUGUCAUAUGAUUUUACUGUCAAAAAGGAUCAAUAA